AUGAGGCGACGCUGCGGGCUCAAACACGGAAUAUGCCGGGAAUUUCUCGCAGAAUUCCUGGGGACAUUUGUGUUGGUGUUGUUUGGUUGUGGAUCCGUGGCCCAAACCGUGUUGAGUCGGAACCAGCUGGGUGAGCCCCUGACGGUCCAUAUUGGCUUUUCUGUUGGACUCAUGAUGGCGGUGUACGUGGCGGGGGGAGUCUCCGGGGGCCACGUGAACCCCGCCGUGUCCCUGGCCAUGGUCCUUCUGGGCAAACUCAAGAUCUGGAAGUUUCCGAUUUAUGUCAUAGCGCAGUUUCUUGGAGCGUUUGCCGGAGCAGCUGCCGUCUUUGGGUUGUACUACGACGCCUUCAUGGACUUCACCAGUGGGAUCCUGUCUGUAACUGGGAUAAAUGCCACUGGUCAUAUAUUUGCGUCGUACCCGGCCCGACACCUGUCCAUCCUGGGAGGGUUCAUAGACCAGGUGGUGGGGAGCGGGAUGCUGGUGUUGUGUAUCCUGGCCAUCAUCGACGGUGGAAACAUAGGAGCCCCGAAGGGAAUGGAGCCUUUCGCCAUUGGGCUCAUUAUUAUGGGCAUCGGGGUGUCCAUGGGUCUGAACUGUGGGUACCCCCUGAACCCUGCCCGGGACUUGGGACCUCGACUCUUCACCGCUGUGGCCGGAUGGGGCUUUGAGGUUUUCAGUACGGCCGGAUACUGGUGGUGGAUCCCAGUGGUCGGUCCCAUGGUCGGGGGGGUCGUGGCCGCCGUCCUGUACUACCUGCUGAUAGAACUGCACCACAAGCGGGAGGCGGAGAAGGCCGAGGAAGAAGAGGACGACGACGAGGAUGAUGAGGACGAAGACGAAGACAGCAGCCUGAAGGACAAGAACGGCUCCACUCUGUUCGAGACGAGCUUCAAUAACAUGGACGUCCAUCAGCUUCAGCUUUAG
Molecule: messenger RNA, 927 nt
Organism: Knipowitschia caucasica
Lineage: Eukaryota; Metazoa; Chordata; Actinopteri; Gobiiformes; Gobiidae
Source: the annotation of a GenBank genome assembly